Molecule: messenger RNA, 1108 nt
Organism: Vicia villosa (hairy vetch)
Lineage: Eukaryota; Viridiplantae; Streptophyta; Magnoliopsida; Fabales; Fabaceae
Product: abscisic acid receptor PYL8-like
Exons: 3
Coding region: 65-733 (222 amino acids)
Biological process (GO): abscisic acid-activated signaling pathway
Cellular component (GO): nucleus; cytoplasm
Molecular function (GO): signaling receptor activity; abscisic acid binding; protein phosphatase inhibitor activity
Source: RefSeq, a predicted model, not a curated record
AUUAAUUCGUUUACUUUUUUGAGAUAAUAACAAAAAUUUCUUAGGUAAGUAGUUUCCACGAUCUAUGGUAGUGAGUCUGAAUAUCCAAUCACACACUCUCCUUCUAAAAUCCAAAGAUUUUGCAGAACGAGGUGAAACGGUGCGUUUUGGAUUAGGGUGUGAAAAAAUGAAUGGAAGUGGAAGUGGAAGGUUUAGUAACAUGGAGAUGGAAUUUAUAAGAAGACAUCACCGGCACCAGCCUGGAAACAAUCAGUGUGCUUCUGCUCUUGUUAAGCAUAUAAGAGCACCGGUUCCUCAGGUAUGGUCUUUGGUUAGAAGGUUUGAUCAGCCGCAAAAGUAUAAACCAUUUGUGAGCAGAUGUGUUGUAAGGGGAAACCUUGAGAUUGGAAGUUUAAGAGAAGUUGAUGUUAAGUCAGGGCUUCCUGCUACCACAAGUACAGAAAGGUUGGAGCUUCUUGAUGACAAUGAACAUGUUCUAAGCAUCAAGAUUAUCGGCGGUGAUCAUAGGCUUACGAACUACUCGUCGGUGGUGUCCCUCCAUCCGGAAAUUAUUGAUGGAAGGCCGGGGACACUAGUAAUUGAGUCUUUUGUGGUGGAUGUACCUGAUGGAAACACUAAGGAUGAGACAUGCUACUUUGUUGAAGCUGUAAUUAAGUGCAACCUUAAAUCACUUGCCGAUGUCUCGGAAGGGAUUGCCUUGCGAGACCGGACCGAACGAAUUGAUCGGAUUUAGGAUCUUGUAAUAAGUUGUUGCCAAAGACAUUGCUGCCACGGAUGAAGCUUCAGCAGUUUUCCUUACGGAGGCCUAGGAGUCGGACUGGCGAUUGAGAUGCCUCCAUAAGGGUGUUUCAUUCCAUUUGCUCUAUUGAUUAAGUUAUAUAUGUUGGUUUCUCUUUUCUGUAGUAAAAGAAACAGGUAACAAGUGAUGCAUAUCAGGUGGUCCUUGAUAAUGUCGAAGGCUUUUGUUUUUUUGGUUAUGCUCUUUGUUGUAUAUAAACAUGUAGAGUUGUUUUUAAUGGUCAGGGUGAAGUUUUAGUUUGCGGUAGUUGAGGUUAAUUUUUGUAACAGAAUUCUAUAGCUACUUAAAUUUUUUGUGUUUUCUUUGUAA